CAGUUUAAUCGAAUUCCUUUCAGAAAGUAUAAUGUAAUAUUACAGCAUGUUUUCGCAGCUUGUUUCACGAAUCAUAAUUUUGGUGCUUGGUAAUCUGUACCCCGCAUAUGCCUCAUUCAAAGCGGUCAAAUCAAAGAACGCCAGGGAAUAUGCAAGAUGGAUGAUGUACUGGAUUGUGUUCGCCAUUUUUGCAGUUCUAGAAAAUUUCACAGACAUAUUUUUGUCUUGGUUUCCGUUCUACUACGAGUUGAAGAUUUUAUUUGUAGUUUGGCUUCUUUUGCCAACCUUCAAAGGAUCCAGUUUCAUCUACCGAAAGUUGCUCCAUCCGUAUCUCGUGAAAAAUGAACAGGAAAUUGAUCAAUACAUUGAGCGAUCGAAAGAGUUGGGCUCGCAAGCACUCGUAACUCUGGGGAAACAAGGCAUUGAUGUUGCUCAGCGCACGAUUGCACAAAAAGGCCCUGUGUGGCGAAGUGUAUCAGCGCAAUAUUUGGAUCAAAUCAUGUCAAACAGAGAUAUCGACUACAACGCAGAGGAUCAGACAGACUCUAGUGAGGUUAUCUCACAGAGAGUCGCAAGUAGGGUGCCGUCGAAGCAGCGUGCUAUACCCUCCUCCACUGCUAGAGAUCAGCAGCCUCAAAUUAGACACAGAACUAACUCCCAGGGACACAUAACUCAACCUCAGUCAGCAGCAACAGGGGGCAACUAUCUUCAUCCCCACAGCACAGAUGAAAACAUCCGGAAUCACAGUUACGUCACCCAAACCCAAUCCCUACAGCCCGACGAUUUUAUACAUAUUGAGAGAAGUCCAAAUAACAAAAACAAUAACAACAACACUAAAAUGUCAAAUAAAUUAGCUUCAACUGACGUGGGAUUCAAUAACGAAAAUGAAGUGUUUGAACCACAGCAAUUUAGUAAUAACUACGUCUCGAGGCAACAAAUGAACGGGGAGUAUUUUGAUAAUGCCUACUUGACACAUGACGACAGCAUUGCGGUAGACCAAGUCCAGAAACCUAUAUCCUCUUCGGCCACAAGAAGUAAUGCUACCAGAAGUCGCCCAGGCGCUGAGUCAUAUAUUAAAAAGAGAACCCAGCCAAUAGUUGCCAGAACCAUCUCCAACGCACGUCCAGGCAGGAAUCUGUGAAAAUUUAUUUGGAAGGGCAUACAUUAAUCCACCUCAGCUGAACCUGAAUGAAUAACAAACAAAAACUGCUCACUCAACUACAAUUCAAUAUAGACUGCUUUAGACUUCCUUUCUGGUGCUUUUCAGCUUCAAGACCUUAAAAGCCAUAUCAAAGGGAGUCUCUCUAAAGUAUGGUCCCCGCAUAAUAUUGUGAAAGAAUAAUAAAUUACGCCAACAUUUGAUGCAAAAAAA
This is a messenger RNA of Symsagittifera roscoffensis, 1372 nucleotides long. RefSeq names its product receptor expression-enhancing protein 1-like. Gene Ontology annotation, cellular component: endoplasmic reticulum membrane; cytoplasmic microtubule. Gene Ontology annotation, molecular function: microtubule binding. The record is from RefSeq and is a predicted model, not a curated record. The transcript has 8 exons. The coding region runs from base 47 to 1141 and encodes 364 amino acids. Lineage: Eukaryota; Metazoa; Xenacoelomorpha; Acoela; Convolutidae.